Molecule: messenger RNA, 781 nt
Organism: Musca vetustissima
Lineage: Eukaryota; Metazoa; Arthropoda; Insecta; Diptera; Muscidae
Exons: 4
Coding region: 17-781 (254 amino acids)
Molecular function (GO): protein binding
Source: RefSeq, a predicted model, not a curated record
UUCAGCUCUCACCUAUAUGAAACGUUUGGAAUCCCUUAACAUUUCGAAAAAUAAACUAAAACGUAUACCUCAAUUUAUAUGUGAAUGUUCCCGCCUCAAUGAAUUGAAUCUCAGUGAAAAUACCGAAAUAUGGCACAUUCCAGAAAGGGUUGCCAAUAUGCCGUCGCUACAAAUGCUGUCAGCUGAUAAAUGCUCCUUAAUCUACCUACCAGUGGCUUUGGCCAAAUUCCUCGAUUACUUAAGGAUAUUUAAUAAUUCUGCCAUAACGCACAUACCCAUAAUCUAUGAGAAAUUCUAUCAGAACUAUUUUGAGACUCCCACAAAAUCACCACAUAUUCCCGUCACCCACAGUGAUUUCUUUUGGGUCGUCGAAAAGGAGACAUUCAAAAGAUUACUACUGCCAAUAGGUACCAAAGAAAUCUUUCCCGUACCCUCAAAAGAGAAUCAAGUUACCCUGUAUGAUGAUUGUUUGAAAACAUUGGAGAAUUUAAAUCGCCUCAUGCCAUUUUAUGAAAAUCCUGCAUUAAAAUAUAUGCUCCCCGAAAAAUGUAUGGUCAAUCAUAUACGCAAUGGACCCACGGGACGUUGUACUGUGUUUAAAUGUUCAAAUCCGCUAUUUACCACUUAUUAUUUUAUGGUGGUUAAGAGACGUGGCAGCACCUCUCGCCAGAUAUUUACCUGCUAUUUUUGCACCAUGUACUGCGCUAAUGUUUGGCUCAAUGAAAACAAUAAGAAAUAUUAUUGUAUCGAUUGGGAGAUUUAUGAAGAGCCAAUGGAGUAA